Molecule: messenger RNA, 313 nt
Organism: Staurois parvus
Lineage: Eukaryota; Metazoa; Chordata; Amphibia; Anura; Ranidae
Source: the annotation of a GenBank genome assembly
CUGGGCACUGACUGGCACAACCACUGGGCACUGACUGGUGGCACUGACUGGCUGCACUGCUGGGCUGCAGUGAUGGGCACUGGUGGGUGGCACUGGUAGGCACAUGUGGGUGAGCACAGGUGGGUGGCACUGCUGGGCACAGGUGUGUGGCAAUGAUGGGUGGCACAGCUGGGCACCCAUCAUCAGGGCACUGAUCAUCAGUGCCCUGAUGAUCGGUGCAAAUCCCUGCUCUGACAAACUGCUGGUUCUCAGCAGUACUUUCCUCACACUCUGACAGCGUGAGGAAAUUGCAGCCGAGAACCGCCAAUUGCAU